Molecule: messenger RNA, 1815 nt
Organism: Pleurotus ostreatus (oyster mushroom)
Lineage: Eukaryota; Fungi; Basidiomycota; Agaricomycetes; Agaricales; Pleurotaceae
Exons: 4
Coding region: 1-1815 (604 amino acids)
Source: RefSeq, a predicted model, not a curated record
AUGUCGUUUGGGAUAGACAGAUUCUUCUCAAAGUCGCCGAAAAGGACGAUACACGAGGAGCUGCCUCAUGAAGACGAUGCGCGGAUACAGGGGCCAUCGCCUAGUGCACCCGUGCUACGCUGGUUGGGCGACUGGCCCGCGCCCAAGAAGAAGAACCGCCACAAUCGCUCGCAUUCCGACAUUCCUGCACCCAGAUCAUCACCAUCUCCCUCCAGCUCGGCGCCCUCUACCCCCGGCACUCCUCCCCCUAACCUCGCGGCACUCCAGGAAGCACUCUCCGAAUCCCUGCCCAAGUUUCCCCCAAUAGCACGCCUCCCCGAAUCAUUCAGACCAGCAUCUACUAUUACACGACCCCCGCCCUUCUUCGAUAAUCUCACCCGUUCUACAUUACCCACCGCGUCGCUCUUUCCCCCUCCGUCAGAGAGUGAUCAGAGCGUAGAUAUUCCACCGCUAGCCAACCCUAAUGAUUUACCCCCAGUAGUCUUGAAUUCGCCGCCCAAAGGCUCUUCUCUUAAUUCUCUACGCCGUCUCUCGCUGAGGGAACGCGAACCUAGUGGUCACAGUCAAUCUGGCUCACUUUUAUCGAAGUCGAGUCCGCCCACACGACCAGCCAGCCCAACAGGAUGGUGGUGGUUCCAGCCGCAAAAUAAGGGGGAUGUCGACGCGUUGUUAGAGGAGGAAGAUAGGGCACACACGCUGCAGCAGGAACGGUCACACCUCUCCCGCAAAUAUCGCACCCCGAAGAACCCGCUAGUAUUUUGUCACGGUCUCUUGGGCUUCGAUUCAGUCAAGCUGGGUCCUGCUAUCGCUCCGUUAGAAGUGACGCAUUGGCGAGGCAUCAAGGAAGUUCUAGAAGCCAAUGGCGCCGAGGUACUCAUCACUCGUGUGCCUGCGACCAGUAGCCCCAUAGAGCGCGCUAAAGUCCUCGAGGAGAAGAUAUCGCAAACAUACCCCGGGCGCAGCGUGCAUCUCAUAGGUGGUGGAAUCGAUUGUCGAUAUUUAACCUCGCGUCUGAAACACCGCAAAUUCGACGUACUCUCCGUCACAACCAUCGCCUCCCCACACCGCGGCUCCUCCUUCGCCGACCACUUCCUCUCGACCGUCGGCACGCGCAUGCCCUCCGUGCUCUCGCUCCUUGAUCUCUUGCCGAAUGGGGGCGGCGACGGAAAGGCGUUUGAGUGCCUGACUAUUGAGGCGAUGCGCAAGUUCAAUGAGGAGACGCCGGAUGUGCCGGGGGUUAAGUAUUUCAGCUGGGGCGCGACGUAUAAUCCUGGGUUUAUUGAUACGUGGAAAUACCCUCACUCGGUAGUGCUAGAGAAGGAAGGGCCGAAUGACGGGCUGGUGUCUAUCGAGUCGGCGAAAUGGGGAACAUAUCUAGGCACACUAGAGGACGUGAACCACCUCGAUCUCGUGGGCUGGAUAAACACCGCACGGUAUAAGUGGGCCGAGAUAGUGGGCAAAGAGAUCAAGUUUCGGCCGGCGACGUUUUAUCUUGCUGUGGCGGAUAUGCUGGCGGGAGAGGUGGAGGGGCAGCCGAAACUGGCCGGGCAGGAGGAGGGGCCGAGUGGAGCAGGAGGGUCGGCCGCCGGGAAGGGGGCGGUGGUGAAGGAUACACUUGAACAGGAAGGGAAGCAAGGUAUAGAGGAAGGGGCAGGAAAGGAUGCUUCUGGCGGACCGUCCUGUUCGGGUAUUGAACAUUCGGGCGAGAAUGCACUUUCGCCUUCAACUAGUCGCAACACGAAUGAAGAUGAGAGCAAUACUCAGGUCGAGUCACGGCGAACGAGCGGCGACCAUGACAAGCGCCCGGAAAGGUGA